AUGAGCCUCGUCACUUCGAUCGUGAGCCCGAUAGCCACCACGACGCCUAGACCCUCCAUACCUCUCGUUGUCUUCCGAGGUUUCUCGGAAGGGCUGUGUGUCCUUGUGAGACGUAAAGAAUCGAACGAGGAUGAGGAGAAAAGGAGGAGAAAAAACGCGGGGGUUCAAGAACUCAAGCCUGUCAGGGUGGAAGCUCAAUACUGUUUCUGGAACGGCGGUCAACUUAGCGUUUGA
Molecule: messenger RNA, 234 nt
Organism: Letharia columbiana
Lineage: Eukaryota; Fungi; Ascomycota; Lecanoromycetes; Lecanorales; Parmeliaceae
Exons: 1
Coding region: 1-234 (77 amino acids)
Source: RefSeq, a predicted model, not a curated record